AGAUAAAGGCUACUGUGAUUGGCUAAGAAAAGUGCGAGCAAUAAUCAUAGAUGAAUGUUCGAUAGUUAAUGAUGACCUUCUCGAUUCUAUCAUCCACCUAUUUACAAGAAGUGGAAUAACUGAAUUGGGUAAAGUUCAUUUCAUAAUCACUGGUGACUUUUUCCAACUUCCACCAGCAUCGGGUGGAAAGGAUAUGAUAAUAACCGGGCUCGAUACAUCAGAUUACAUAAAGGAGAUUCGUAAUAUCGAUCCUAGCUUACGAAUGAUAAAACAAAUGACAAGUAGUCAAGAUUCAAGAGUAGGAGAACUUCUGAAGAAACACAAGACUCUUGAGCUUUUGUUCAUGAAUCAUACACAAUCUGAAUAUGUAUUACGAUUACGAUUGAACUGCCGUAUUAUGGUCAUUCAGAAUUACUCAGAAUCAGUUGUCAAUGGAUCAUCAGGAGUGUUCAUUGGAUGGUCGACCAAGAUCCAAUCACAGAAGGAGAAAGGGGAUCCUGUGAUAAGAGUAAAAAGAGAAUGUAAAUAUCAUAAUCUUGAUAUCGAUAAUGGAGAAAGGUAUUUUGACCACGACAUGAUUAUUCGACUCGAUGACACCAAGAAAGAAGUUAUGAUCGGUGUCUGUGAAAUGACCAAGGAAGAUGAUAAUGAGAAG
Messenger RNA from Racocetra persica, 655 nucleotides. NCBI's taxonomy places the organism in Eukaryota, Fungi, Glomeromycota, Glomeromycetes, Diversisporales, Gigasporaceae. The record is from the annotation of a GenBank genome assembly.